This is a messenger RNA of Rhodotorula toruloides NP11, 795 nucleotides long. RefSeq names its product N(6)-adenine-specific DNA methyltransferase. The record is from RefSeq and is a predicted model, not a curated record. Bases 1 to 795 code for a protein of 264 amino acids. Lineage: Eukaryota; Fungi; Basidiomycota; Microbotryomycetes; Sporidiobolales; Sporidiobolaceae. Gene Ontology annotation, molecular function: protein-lysine N-methyltransferase activity. The transcript is spliced from 4 exons.
AUGCCCGCUACUAACCGCUCACCGUCUCCCUCAUCCUCCCGCUCGUCUUCACCGCCUCUCCAACUCGACCCCUCGACUUUGGCCGCCCUCAGCUCUUUCUACGACGAGCAGGCGGAAGCGGAGCGGCAAUUUGCGGAACUGGAGAAGAAGGCGCAUGACCGGCUGGUGCAGGCGCAGGAAGGACAGGCAGACGGAGAGGAGCAGCGAACGAUGAGCGUGGACGAGUUCCGGAAGCUCUUUGGCGAGGACUGGCAGCUCAGUCAGUUCUGGUACUCUGCCGACUUUGCGACCCGCUUCUCCCGCUUCCUCUAUUCUUUCUGCACCCCAACGACCCGCAUCGCCUUCCUCUCCUGCCCAACAGCCUACAUCGGCUUCCAGCACGAGAACCCGCUCAAAGACGCCUGGCUGUGGGAGUAUGACACACGGUUCAAGCUCGUCGCGGGCGACAAGUUUGUGCAUUACGACCUCGAGGAGCCGGAACGGUAUCCUCAGGAGCUACGAGGGACUGUCGACAUCGCCAUCGCGGAUCCCCCCUUCCUGAACGAGGUCACAAAUUGCUACUUUGCGACGACCCUCCGCUCCCUCCUCAAGCCAGACGGCAAGCUCAUCCUCCUCACCUCGACCUCCGUCUCGUCUAUCCUUCCCAAAGUCUACGACUCUCCGCCUGUGGGCCCGCUACGAAAGACGUCGCUGCAGGUGGAGCAUGCGGGAGGACGACUGCAGAACGACUUUGGCGGGUGGAGCAACUUCGACUUUGACGAGCGGGAAGGGGUGAAGUCCCUGGAGCAGCUGUGA